Hippopotamus amphibius kiboko is the source of this 3479-nucleotide messenger RNA. It is a transcript of the gene SGK2, whose product is annotated as serum/glucocorticoid regulated kinase 2. Bases 166 to 1269 code for a protein of 367 amino acids. Lineage: Eukaryota; Metazoa; Chordata; Mammalia; Artiodactyla; Hippopotamidae. The record is from RefSeq and is a predicted model, not a curated record. The transcript is spliced from 13 exons. Gene Ontology annotation, molecular function: protein serine/threonine kinase activity; ATP binding. Gene Ontology annotation, biological process: protein phosphorylation.
UGGGUGCCGGGGCCAGGCCAGCGCCAGGCACAGACACUUCGGCUCUUGUUGGGAGAACAGAGAGAGGCUCUCUUGUCCGCUGCCCAUCCUCCGGCUCCAACGGCUGGUUCUCCCAGAGGCCUGUCCUCGGGCUGUGCAGAGCCCACCUGAUCACUGUUACACGGGAUGGACUCUAGUCCGGCUGGGACCCCCAGUCCGCAGCCCCCAAGGGCCAAUGGGAAUAUCAACCUGGGGCCUUCUGCCAACCCAAAUGCCCGGCCCACCGACUUCGACUUCCUCAAAGUCAUUGGCAAAGGAAACUACGGGAAGGUCCUACUGGCCAAGCACAAGUCCGAUGGGAUGUUCUAUGCAGUGAAGGUGCUGCAGAAAAAGUCCAUCUUAAAGAAGAAAGAGCAGAGCCACAUCAUGGCCGAGCGCAGCGUGCUUCUGAAGAACGUGCGCCACCCCUUCCUCGUGGGCCUGCGCUACUCCUUCCAGACGCCGGAGAAGCUCUACUUUGUGCUGGACUAUGUCAACGGGGGAGAGCUCUUCUUCCACCUGCAGCGGGAGCGCCGGUUCCUGGAGCCCCGGGCCCGGUUCUACGCCGCUGAGGUGGCCAGCGCCAUUGGCUACCUGCACUCCCUCAACAUCAUUUACAGGGACCUGAAACCAGAGAACAUUCUCUUGGACUGCCAGGGACACGUGGUGCUGACAGAUUUUGGCCUCUGCAAGGAAGGUGUAGAGCCCGAGGAGACCACGUCCACAUUUUGUGGCACCCCCGAGUACUUGGCUCCAGAAGUGCUUCGUAAAGAGCCUUAUGAUCGGUCAGUGGAUUGGUGGUCCUUGGGGGCGGUUCUCUACGAGAUGCUGCACGGCCUGCCACCCUUCUACAGCCAAGACGUGUCCCAGAUGUAUGAGAACAUUCUGCAUCAGCCGCUACGGAUCCCCGGGGGCCGGACGGUGGCCGCCUGCGACCUCCUGCAAGCCCUUCUUCACAAGGACCAGAGGCAGCGGCUGGGCUCCAAAACAGACUUUCUUGAGAUAAAGAACCAUGUAUUCUUCAGCCCCAUAAACUGGGAUGACUUGUACCACAAGAGGCUGACUCCACCCUUCAACCCAAAUGUGGCAGGACCUGCUGACUUGAAACACUUUGACCCAGAGUUCACCCAAGAAGCUGUGUCGAAGUCCAUUGGCUGCACUCCCGACACUACUGCCAGCAGCUCCGGGGCCUCAAGUGCCUUCCUGGGAUUUUCCUAUGCGCCGGAGGAUGAUGCCACCUUGGAUUGCUAGAAGAGAAGCACCUGUGAAACCACUGAAGCCAUCUCGUAUCUGGAAGGAAUUACCUUCAGCUGCUAGUCACAGAGACCCAGAGUACCAUGGCUUAAAUAAGAUUAUUUUCCCCCAGCACAUAAAAGGAUGGCGUUAGGUGGUUCAGGGCUGGUAUGGCAUGUCAUCAGAGGCUUUUUGUAUUUCUGCUCUGCCAUUCGUGGCAAGUGGCUUCUACUAUUAGGAUUAUAAUAUUAUCAUAAGCUGGUACUAGAGCUCUAGCACUGCUUCUGCGUCCUGGGCAGGGAAAAAGGAGGAAAGAGCAAAAGGGCAGCUUUACAGAGCUUCCCCAGAAGCCCCACCCAGUGACUUCUGCUUGAAUCUCAGUAGCCAUCCAUCCUACCUAUAAUGGAGGUUGGGAUAUAUUUCUGAUUAACUGGGCACAUUACUCCCCACAAUAACACAGGGGUUUCAACACUAAGGGAGAAGGGGAAAAUGUUGGGUAGGCAACCAGCACCUCUUUACCAGAAGGUCUCUUGGCAUUUGGAUUUUAACCUCAAUGUGUAAAAUGACAGAGAUGUAACAAGCCUAUAGGGUAUCCCCAACACCCUCUUACUCUUCUAUGUCGAUGAUGUCUUUCUUUGGGUGGGUGGCAUGGCACAUUUGCUAGGUUUGUCUGCCUGGCAUCUGAACCUCUUCCUAUAUUCAGGGAAUUGCCUAUUUUAUGAGCCAUAAUGAGACGCAAUAAGUACCACCACUUACAAUAGCUGAAAAUGCUAGAUACUAACUUGCCCAGCCUCGCCUGCAGCUUGGGCCAGGCAUGUGGCCUCAGGAUGCACCUGUGCCAGAUUUUUGACUCAAGGAAGGAACUGGGAGCUCUCUUUCAUGUGGUGGCUGUAGCAAUAAAACCCACAAAACUGAGUUCCUGAUGUAGAAGUGGCAACGAUGUAGCAAUUGGUAUUUACUGGCAGCAUGGCUUUCCUCAUUAGAUCAGUGCUGCAGCAUUAUUCCUGUCAUUCCUGGGAAUCCUUGAGUCUCAUUUUCUACUUUUCCCAAUGAUUAUGAGAGAUUCCAAUCCUGUUAACCUCUCCUUUUUUGCCUAUCUGGUCGAAGUCAGCUUCAGAACACCUGCCUAUGCUGAACCAGUUUCUGUGCUAGACUCUUUCAGGUCUCAGUUUUCAUCAAAACAACCCUAAGGUAGGAACUACCCCCUUUUUUACCAAUGAAGAAACAGAGGCAGAGAAGUUGUAUCUUGCCUGGAGGGCACAUAGCUAAUAAGGGCCAGAGCUGGGACUUGGAGCCAUAUAAGCUGACUCUGGGGCUCCCACAGGUAACCUUUGUGCUGGUCUGCCUCUCACUCUGUUAGGUUCAAGCAGAAUGACUGUCAAGAUCUCUAAGGAGAGCCAAGCCAGGAAUUGGCUGGAACAAGCCAGGUGAUGGGAAAUGGGGUCUUGAAGAAGAGGCAUUCAGUUGGACGCUCAUGGUCUGAGCCUGGCUGCCAAGUUCAAGCUAUGCUCUACCUCACACACCUCUGUAUGUUUGGCAGGCCUAGGGCCAUAGGGAGCCCAAGCUGGAGCUGGUACAGGCCUGGUGAUUACCGAUUUCUAAAAUCAAUUCUGAUUGGACACAAUGUGAGCAUAUAACACCCUAUGAGUCCAGGAUACCCUGCACUUGUCUGAUGGAUCAUGCUACCCUAUUUCAGUGAAAAAGUCUUUUUCACAAGCCUCUGGUACAUCACCUAUUUCAGGGUGGUCUUAUUAGCUUUUUGGUUUAUGGACAAGAAGGGAACUUUCUUAACAUCAGUGUGUGCUGGUGAUUUCACCGCCUUUUCCUCUGAACUCAGUCCCACUCUUUGCCUUAGAUUUUUGUUUACCCAGCCCCCUGCCCUAGGAAUUAUGGGGGAUGAAGCUAUAAGACCAUGGAAUACACACCUAUGACACUGACACUGAACUGCUGGGGAUCAUAGCUGGGUCAAGAGCUACUGUUACCCUCUGCCAUGUGCUGUGAAUUCUGAGGGAAACACUUUGAUUUGAUUUCCAUCUUAAUAGCAUCUGCUAAUAAGAUAAAUGUGAAACAUGAUGAGGGAGAGGCCAAAAUUCCAACUUCCCAAAGCAAAAAGCAAGAGAGUGUACUUGUCUGAAAUGUGAUAGUACUGUCAAAACACACAACUCGCUGUGGGUUGUGAAACACGUAAUGGUUCUAUCUGUUCUAAGACUCUAAAAUCACAAAUUUUC